AUGCCUGGCAAGCACAUUGACGACAAGCUUCUUCUGGCAGGAUUGGAGACGAAUUGGGACUCUUCCGACCGCUUGGCCGUGCCGAGUCUGAGCAUCCCCAAAGUCGGCAUGUACGAUCGACCACCGCUCGAUCCAUGCCCUUCAUAUACCUCGCGAGCAAGUCCCACGAUGAGCUCAUCCUCCACGACCGAAUGGAAGUAUAACAAGCCGCUUCCCCCGGUUCCCAACCCACAAGAGAAACAUAUCCAUGCCUCAUACCAGUCAGGCUCGCCCCUCGCGACCUCAGACACCUCGACCUAUGACUCCAGGCUCCAUGCCAUCGCGAUCGACAACGCCACAGCCACCAAUGGCACCUCGACCUCUUACUCCUCGAUCAGUGACCCCUCAGCCCCUGAACCCACGCCCCAUGACCCCUCAGCCCCGUUGACUCCUCGGUCUUUCACACCGCGACCUAACGAUCAACGUUCACUGAAUCCAGAAUUCUCGUUGGCCGCUGCUGCGGCGUUGAACGCAUUUCCGAACGAACCUUCAUGGCCACAGCAGGUUGACCCCCCACCAUCAACGGGCCUUUUCCCUCCAUACCAUUUUGAGAAGGGCCUCUUUCCUCCGUACAACCCAAAUACUAGCGCACCAGCUCAAAAUCGGCCUGACGGGCCCUCAAAACAACCAUCGAAGAAGUCGUCGGAGCAAAGGCUAUCCGCUAAAGACGACGGUGAGGAGAAGCCUAUAUGGCGAACGCUCAAAGCGGGAGUGCGACGCGUCCUCACCACUAAAGCUUCAUCUUCAAAUUUGAAGAAACCCAAGUCUCAAAAUGAUCGGCGAGCAUCGAUCAUCGUUCGUAUGUCCACGAAUCCGCAACAGUCACAAGAGUCAGGAGAUCAGCAACAUGAUUGGAUGCACAAUGUCGAGAAACAGGACGAAGAGCGAUAUCAAGAUGCGGUCAGCCGCAUGAAGAAUGUGCUUGCCAGCUUAUUAGAGGAUGGCUAUUCAAUGGACGCGAUUCUUCAAGCCGAAGCGAACCAAAAGUUUCUCCGGUCCCUCUUCUUGAGAGUCCAAAAUGACCCUCUUCUCGGCUUGGACGUUGCUCCACCAGCACCACCAAGUCGCUGUGCAUCUCCUGCACCUCUUCAGCUCACGCCUACCAGUCCUCUACCUCCAUUACCUUUCUCUCAGACUCAUCCUCCCCCUACCCCUGCUUCUCCCGCUCCUACCUCCAAGACCCGCAAGACCGGCGCCGAGGAUGAAGACGCUUGGGAAUAUGUUGGCUACGAAGACGACGCGACGAUGCAGGACGACAGUCCAUCAAUACACGUCUUCAGCCUCGGCGACAAUGAAUCGGACACCUCCAGCAUCUACCCACGCUACACAAAAAUGAUGGCAGAGAUUGAGGACGACCUAAGCAAAGCAUUCCCGCCCACGCGCUGGAGUCUGACCAAGCCCGGCCUAGAAGACAUGACCCUCCAAAUCCUCCUCCAAAUCGACGAUCUGGACGACCUCUUCGCCUUCACCCAGGUCAACCGCGCCACAUACCAAGUCUUCAAGCGCCACGAACUGCCCCUGAUGCAGAACACCAUCCGCCUCAAAUCACCCGCCGCCUGGGAACACCGCCAGAUGAGCGACAUCAACUCGCAGGAAUCCUCGUCGGAGGAAGAACCCUUCACGGCCGAGAUCUACUACCGCCACUACACCCGCGACCAUCGCACGCUCGCCACGCUGAAGGGCCUGAUGAUGACCCACUGCCGGGCCGUGAUGCGCUCGGCCUCGUACACGGCGCUCUCGCGACCGGCCAGCCCCGCGGCCCGCAAGAUUGACAACGCGAUCUGGCGCGUCUGGACCUUCUGCCACCUCUUCGGCAUGCAGACGGGCCGCGACCACGAUAUCGACGGCCAAGUCAGCUGGCUGCGCGGCGAGGUGCGCUCCCCGUUCCAGCCCUGCCCGGACCCCAACGACGUCUGCAGCAUCUUGUUCGACCCGCCCCCGGGCUUCGGCGAGGGCAACAACCCCGGCGGCCUCUCCGUGACCGAUAUGCAAGACAUGGACGAGGUCUGGACCUGUCUCAAAUACAUGUUCGGCUUCCUGCGCGGCGAGACCGAGCGCGCCCGCCGCUUCGGCGUCUUCGCCAAUGCCACUGCUAAUCGCGGUGACGGCGAUGACGACGACGACGACGGCAGCGCCUCGUCUCCUCCUCCCCCCGACACCGACAAAAGGAAUCAGGGCAUGAUCAUGCUGCACGAGUGGAUCUACUACCUUAUGACCCUGGGCCCAGAGGCGGUCGUCGAGCUCGCCCCCCUGGGCCCGGAUACCCAUGCCGAGACGACGUUCCAGCGCGCCAUGUCGCGCGGGUGGACGACGUGGUCGGCGCCCCGGCCCGGCGCCACGCGCAGUGCUUUCUUGACUGAUGCGUUGGGCCGGGUGUCUGGUGGAUUGCGGCGGUUGGAGGAGUUGCAAAGGGAACUGUGGUAUAAUUAUUUGUGA
Molecule: messenger RNA, 2475 nt
Organism: Aspergillus fijiensis CBS 313.89
Lineage: Eukaryota; Fungi; Ascomycota; Eurotiomycetes; Eurotiales; Aspergillaceae
Exons: 4
Coding region: 1-2475 (824 amino acids)
Source: RefSeq, a predicted model, not a curated record